Heterobilharzia americana is the source of this 2630-nucleotide messenger RNA. NCBI's taxonomy places the organism in Eukaryota, Metazoa, Platyhelminthes, Trematoda, Strigeidida, Schistosomatidae. The record is from the annotation of a GenBank genome assembly.
AACACUAGACAAUUGUUUCAACGAACUUUGGAACUCGUCAGUAGUGCACAUUCUUAACUCUGUACACUAAGGAACUUGGUGCAUUAUUUGGGGAGCAUUUCACAUCUUAACUAAUGAGGUAAAACUCAUUAGUCUACUGUUUCCAACCUCAAUUUCUCUGCGGAGUGGUAUUUGAAGGUAAAAUGAAAACUUGGGUGGAAACAGGAUUCGAACUAGCUGCCUCUGGGUUACUCACCAUGUGAUCUACCAACUCAGAUGCGAGACCCAGUAGCUGACUAGGUCUUAAUUCUACCCUUGUCUGCCUGUCUACCAUGUGAAUCCAUAUUGUGUAACUGUUUCUUAGUACUUACCACGCUGGUUGCCUAUUCAGGUCCUUUCUCUAAAUACAAAUCAAGCUGAGUUGAAGAGGGAAGGACGUCGGAUUAUCAGUGAAACUGUCUGAGAGAGCCAUGGCUGGACAGACUACCACUGCUGAUAUAAGGUGAUGAUUAGAGAUAAAAUGGAAACCAGGGUUACGACAAGAUUCAAACAAGCCAUGACACUGAUACGGUCCCUAAAUACUGAAGACACCUCAGGUUCACAACGUCUGCUCGUUCGAAGAAAUUCUGAGCCUCGUCUUCUAUUCAACACGAAUUUGAAUAGACCAACACCUCAGUCUGCUCUGUUCACAUCCCAACUUCACAGCAAUUUAACUGACUCCACAUACACACCGAAAUGCUUAUUUCAAGUACAAACACCACAACUUAAUGCCGAUCAUGAAUAUCAAAGCCUAGCUCCAGUUGUUGAUAAUCGGAUCAUGAUGGCGACGAUGACGACACGUUCUUCAAGAUGCUUAACGCCUUUCUUUGAAUGCCAACCUCAUUAUAUGCCUCAGCUUGUAGACACUGGUGGUGUGAAUCAGAUGAGAAAUAGCUACUGUGACUGGGUACCAGUCCAUAUGCAACAGCCGAAUUCUCCGACAAAUAUUAGUCAUCGGUCACUUGUUCAACUAGAGACAACAUUGAACAACAGUGAUAACAAUAACCAUCAACAGAUUCUACAGCCAAAAUCGCCCACACUCAUCUACGCGACUUCAGUUAAUCCCCAUAGACAUCCAAUACACUUUCGUGGUGAUUCACUACCGAUUUACCCAAACAAUCACUUACAGAACUCAUCAUAUCUAAAAGCGUUUCAUCGUAUACCUGAGGAACAGACUGAACAGAACCCCGGACGACUACAACAACAACAUCCAUUGUCCACUUAUCAAGAUAUCUCUUUGUUACAAGCCACUUUAAGGCGUCACAAUCACCAGUCAAUAAUCAUGACUACACAUUCGAACCCGAUGACAAUGACUCCUUAUCAGCACCCCCACCACCACCAACAACGCCAUAAUCGAUUGAUUUCUACAGCCAAUCGAAAUCAUCAGUAUAAAACACUACGCAGUUCACAACAUCAAACUACCCUGCUUACAACACCUAGAUUGAUGUAUUCGAAUAACUUGGACGCCUGUAAUAAGACAAAAAGUCACCUAUACACACCAAGGAAAGAUGAAUUCGAAUGUCAACAGUUACUAACAGACGAUAACCGACAUGGUGUUGUUAAGGUGAAUGAGUAUAUUACUGAUGAAAACAGCCAGAAGACAGUAUGUCAUUCACAUGAUUUCAAUCAAUCAAGACACAUGGGUGAUCAUACUACUAAAAAUAACAAUAAUAGUAGUAGUAUAAGUUCAGUCAAACCUUUAGGUCAUUUGAACAAAACAUUGGACUAUCAGAAAUUCUCCACUAAUUCACAUGAACACUCGACCAAUCAGAUGACGACACAUUUUAAUUACCAUAGUGAUGUCAUACACAUUGAUGAAGUGAAUGUUGAUAAUGAUGAUUGUGGAUGUAACACAGAAGCUGAAAAUGAUUCACGUCAGUUUAAAUGUGUAUCAUCAUCAUCAUCCUCUCUUCCUGUGCUUGUCAGCAUGAAUCAUAUUGGUAGGGAUUCGAACAAUGCUGAGAAAUUUACAAAUUCACAAAGAUGUUAUCCUCAGUCACCACCAACAAAUUUGUUAAUGUCAACACAAUCAGAUGCAUCCAAAUACACUUAUAAAACGCUUAGAGAGGCGAGUUUUGUUUAAAUGAUGAUGGUGAUAAUAAUAAUAACAAUAAGUAUUCAUCGUUCAACAGACACGAUUUUAAACACAUACAAACAAAUUGAAGAAGAAUACGUAUAUCCUGUUUUUAUUAUGUGGUAAAAGAUUUGAUUUUUUUUUCUUUCAAAAAUAUACUUUUACUUCGCAUAACUAAUACACAAUCUAAGAUUGAUUUCAUAUCUAUAAAAAAAAGCGCCAAUUAUUUAAAUUGUUGCACGGCCAAAAAUCAAUAAUGCCGCCAUUUUAAACGUGUAUUAAAUGUUCAAUGGUUAGAAAUAAAAUCAGUUCAAUGUAUUAAUUGUUCAUUUUGAUGUGUUAAGAUGUUUGUUAAAUUGUUCUAUGUUGAUUUUUUUUUGUCUAUAAAGCUGAAAGACAAAAAUAAGUAACAGGUGAAAUUCAGACGUUUAUGUGCAUGUGAUUAAUGAAAAAAAUGUUACUUUUGUUUAUAAGAUGAUGAAUGUGAUGAAUUUAUCAUUUUACCUUCUUGUUCAAUAAUAAAUGGAGUAUUGACAUA